Molecule: messenger RNA, 2286 nt
Organism: Myzus persicae (green peach aphid)
Lineage: Eukaryota; Metazoa; Arthropoda; Insecta; Hemiptera; Aphididae
Exons: 2
Coding region: 1-2286 (761 amino acids)
Biological process (GO): positive regulation of axonogenesis; negative regulation of cell adhesion; semaphorin-plexin signaling pathway involved in axon guidance
Cellular component (GO): semaphorin receptor complex
Molecular function (GO): semaphorin receptor activity
Source: RefSeq, a predicted model, not a curated record
AUGGUAGACAGCAAAAUUUCAAGAGAAAAUGAAUAUAAUUGGGACCUUUUUUCAACUAAAGACAUUUUACUUGUAAUUUCAAUGGUACUAAUGGUAUUUACGUUCACGUUACACGCAAAUUCAUUAGAAACCGAUUCGAUCAAUGAAAUCGAUUGCCCGGACUUCAAUACAUGCAUGACAUGUACGAACAAAUCUUUGUGCAGCUGGUCCGUCGAACUGCAAGUGUGUAUAAACACGAAUCUGCUACAAAAACCACAUGGCAAUCUAACAGUUCAUAACGAGAUGCACUGUCCGCGGUUCACGGUGGUCAACAAAUCGUCCGUAGCCGGCGUGUCUUUUAAGUACACGGUCAAGAUAUCAAACGACGUGAACGGUGCGGUCACGUCGUUCCUCAACAGCAGUACGAUCACGUGUUGCAUCGAGUCCUGCGACUUCCGGGGUUUGGUGGUUGACGACUCAAUCACGUGUGCGGCGAUACGCACACCAUGGUCGUACUUUGCGAACGGCGCGAGAGCUCUGAUCUCCUACAUCUACAUCAUGGUUGGCGACAAAAAACUGCAGUUCAACAAUGACGCCGACCACUACUACACCAUUUACGACCGCGACUGCGCGGCGUCUACGGCCGCAGCUGCUGACCACUGCGCGACGUGCCUGUGGAGCGACAGAGGCUUCAAGCAUUACUUGAAAUGGUGUCCGACAAGCAACCCGUGUACGGGGUCGUAUCAGAUCUACGAUAAACGAGACGCGGACGGUGACAAGAAAUUUCUGUUCGCCGACAACGACGACGACGUGGUGCGCAUAAGGUGCGCCGAGAUCAGCAUCGUGUCAGUGCGGCCGCUUAACGUGCCACGGAAUGGCGGCGGCACCACCACGAUGACGAUAACCGUCCGGAACCACCGGAUGUUGGCCGAGAACAGAACCGUCACGGUGGCCGUGGCCGGACGACUCUGCGAUGACCCGGCGACGUACGACGACCAGACGAUAACUUGCUCCUUGCUGCAGCCGUCGGUCACCACCGCUGUAGCCUCCGCAGGUCCGGCCGAAGUUGUGUACUCGUCUGCGUCGUCGUCGACACGGCCAUCGCAGAAUACGAGGUUCGCUCUCAGAUCUUCAGAAGUGAUCGGUUUCGUCGAUCCCGAGACGACGAGCGUGCGUCCGAUCUGCGGGUCUAUUUCCGGCGGCAUCACGUUGACGGUGCGCGGCCGAUUCCUGGACAUCGGUAACGCCGUACGCGUGUCUAUCGUAUCAAACGUCAACGAAACAGAAGUCGGCGAAACGGUCCUCAUGACAUGUGACACUGUAUCACGCGACAGGCACACGAUCGUCUGCCGGACCGCCGUGGCCACCCCCCACAGCAAUUAUAACUCUUCCAGCCCAUCGUCGGCCCGGGUGAAAGUCCAGUUCGACGGUGGUCCGAUCAAGUACGUCCAAAGUCCCGCCUCGUGGACGUUGUGUAAGAAUGGUGACGCGGCGUUAGAAGCUGGACAGACGUUUAGCGGCAUUGUUUCAGGCGGCACCUCGGUGCCAGUCCACGGCGUCCGUUUUUCCUGCUUGGCAGACGCACACUUUUACGUGCACGACAGGGACGGCACCAAAUACCAGCACACCACCGGCUGCCGAGUGGUGAAUGACACGUUCAUGGAAUGCCGGUCACCGGACAUGCGGCGCUCGUUGUCUGCCGUCGACGUAGCCACAACCGCAGUGUUUCCGGAUUUUGGUGUCCAGGCGUGGGGUUGUGAUGAGGGUCGUCCGUUAGACAUGCCGGUGCGGCAUCCACAGCAGCAACGGUUGUCCGCAACUGCCGUUCGCAGUCCGUUUUCUGUGUACGCCGAUCCCGUUUACGUUGAUUUCGAAAUCCGCGACGGUGCCGUCGUCAUAAGCAGAGGCCAUCCGUCUUCGUCGGCCCAAGGGUACGCGGCCGGCGACGUGGCCGUCCAGUUUCGAAAUUCGACGGGUGGUUGCAACGUCACGUCCUUGUCGCGGCACGAGAUCGUAUGCCAGCCGACCUCCACGACCACGGCCACCGUUCUCGGCCGGCUUCAACGUAUUGUGGUGACCGUGGGUGGCGACGGCGGGUACGUUUGUGAUGUGCAGAAAAAACUCAUCCACCGGGACGCCUGGAGCAGCGGCGGCCGCGGUGGUCGAUCGCUCCUAUUCGCCAGCAUCACUUUCUCCUGUUGCAGUGGUGUCGCUAUAGUUUCGGCUGCGAUGUUACUAUUCGCCGUAGGUGUUGCAUUGUAUCGCAUCAUUACGAAAAAUCGGUACGUAAUAAGUGCAGACACCUGA